Molecule: messenger RNA, 192 nt
Organism: Penicillium expansum
Lineage: Eukaryota; Fungi; Ascomycota; Eurotiomycetes; Eurotiales; Aspergillaceae
Exons: 2
Coding region: 1-192 (63 amino acids)
Source: RefSeq, a predicted model, not a curated record
AUGAAUCUAUCAAUCGAAAGAAGCCCGAUGAUCAAGUUCCGACUCCACAUCAUUAUCGGCGCCUCGGUCUUCAUCAUCUUCAUUCUCCUCAUUGCACGCAUUGCCAACAGUGGCACUCCGAAGACGAGAACUAAUGUGUGGGGUAUUGCCGUGAUCGCUUCAAACGAUGGGCAAGCACAAAAGCAUACAUGA